AUGCCCAACGAGCCAGCAGAAGCGUUAUGCUGCAUGGAGGUUCUGUGCUCCAGUGUCUCAGCCACCCACCAGGCGAGAUAUCUCGCUACAUAUUUCAUGCCAUGGGCUCGCCGCCAGAGCAGCAGACAGCCAGAGACGAACAAGGAGGGAGGGAGGUCGGCCAGGCACCCUGCAAGCAGUCAGCGCUCCAUCGUCUGCACACCAGAGAAACCGGCCGGUCUCCUUCUUCCCACCACGCGGGACGAUUCUCCACCACCCAGUCGUCCCGGCGAUAUCUGCAGACCGCUCCGUGAGGGUGAGUCAAGUUAUCACCAGAUCAUAUCCAAGCUCCACCCUUUCCAGGGCUUCAAAGCUCCCAGUAUGACGCUAGCUGACUAUCCAGGAAGCUGUGUGAGAACAUCCUCGAGAGAAGGCCAGAUAUCCACGUCGAAUAUCCUCGUCCGAGAAAGUCCGGUCGAUUCUAUUCUCACCAUUGUUUGGCAACAAUACGAGCGACACCAGACACAAUCACACCCACUCCUACGGAGCCAUGUUUACUGUUCCACGGCAGAUCUCAACAAACCUUUCGGAUUACGCCUCGGGUACUCCGUGCCUGAGCAAGGUCAGGGCGAUGAACGCUGGGUGCCAUGGCUGGUUCUGAGCCUGCAUUGGCCUGUUACACCUAAAUCAAUAACGGUGGCCGGCGCCAUGGGUGAAGAGCUCAAGGAUGGCACCUUACCCGUCCGCUAG
This is a messenger RNA of Nannizzia gypsea CBS 118893, 729 nucleotides long. RefSeq lists its product as hypothetical. The transcript has 5 exons. Lineage: Eukaryota; Fungi; Ascomycota; Eurotiomycetes; Onygenales; Arthrodermataceae. The record is from RefSeq and is a predicted model, not a curated record. The coding region runs from base 1 to 729 and encodes 242 amino acids.